This is a messenger RNA of Cyprinus carpio (common carp), 2200 nucleotides long. RefSeq names its product GPI-linked NAD(P)(+)--arginine ADP-ribosyltransferase 1-like. NCBI's taxonomy places the organism in Eukaryota, Metazoa, Chordata, Actinopteri, Cypriniformes, Cyprinidae. The record is from RefSeq and is a predicted model, not a curated record. Gene Ontology annotation, molecular function: NAD+-protein-arginine ADP-ribosyltransferase activity; NAD+ poly-ADP-ribosyltransferase activity.
UACCUAAGAUUUUGUACUUGAGCCUAUUAUUCAUCUUAGACAGAAACAGAAAGUGUGUUCUUCUUGAAACCACACAGACCCUGACCACACAGAAGUGUUGCAGAUGAGCUUGAUGCAUCAGGAUUACUUCAGCACUAUUUGAUCUCACAGCGCCUGAAAUACAUUUCUAAAGUAAAAAUUUAGCUUGUGUUACCCCAAAUCUGAAAAUAUGAAUCUGAACUAGAAGCUUAAAUUUUAAUUCUUCUCUCUCAAUCAUAAAGCAGAAAUGGACACUAAUGGCUAAUAGUUAGUGUACACAUCACUGCCAGCUGAAUCACCUCCUUGACUAAUUUUUUUUUUUUUUUUUUUUUUAUUUAGAUGUGUCAAUAUAUAUUGAAUGGCCUUUCAGAUAUGGAGUAAAAGCUUUAGUUGUGUAAAACAUACUUGUGUAAAACUUGAGUUGGUUAAUUCAUAAAUGUUCAAUUUUUUAUGUUUAUUUCUUUUGACUGUUAGGUUUAGGGGGUUGGAGAAGGGAUGGGACAUGCUGACAUAUACAUUUUCAUCAACAAUUUCCAUCAUGUACCAUUAUUAAACAUUUUCAGGAGAUCAGUUUGAAAAAAAAUCUAGCAUUCAUGGUAGACAGACAGGAACUCAAGAGUUUGUCCGGUGUGAAACCUCACAAACACCAGAUCUUCACAAGUGCUAAUGAUCUUAACCAUUUAGAUGAACAAGAUGCAUCACAAUCAAACUAUUAUUUCUCAGCACACACACACACACACACACACACACACACACACACACACACACACACACACACACACACACACACACACACACACACACACACACACACUAUCAGGUAUAUAAAACAGCCACUUUCCUCAUCUCCUGGUUUGAAGAGUCGCUGUCGUCUGGCUGUGAGUGACUGACUUUUCUGAUCUUCUCCUUUCGCUCUUGCUCCUAAACUCCUGAAAAAUAACAAAAAGAAAACAUAAUCUGACAACAAGAGAGAACAGUAUUCUCAGCAUCUGCUCUUCACUAGAUCUACUAGAGAAUCUGAGAGAUUCGACUGAAUCAAGAUGCUGCUGAUCAUUGAAGCUCUUCUUCUCAUUUUAGCUGCUCUAGGACAGGAUCACAGAACAGCUGUUGAAGGAGAAGUAAUUCCACUGGAUAUGGCAACGAAAUCAGUUGAUGACAGUUAUGACGGCUGUAGAGAGAAAAUGGCAAACCUGGUGGAGACCAAAUAUUUAAAAAAGGAAAUGCAAUCUAAUUUUGCAAAUGCUUGGAAACAUGCUGAAAAGAAUUACAAGCCACCCGGAGAUAACUUGACAAAGAAUCAUUCAAUCGCUAUCUAUGUGUACACUAACUCUAUGUUUGAGAUAUAUAAGGAUUUCAAUAAUGCUGUUCGUAAAGAAAAGAAUAAAUACCGAAACAAGAAAUUCAAAUGGUAUUCACUUCAAUUUUUGUUAACAGAUGCGAUACAGAUUCUGAAGAAAACACAAAAAGAAUGCAUAUUAACUUAUCGUCGUACAAAUGUUAGUUUUAAGAAGAGUGUUCUGAACAAAGAGGUUCGCUUUGGCUCAUUUGCUUCUUCCUCUUUAAAUCAUACCAAAACAAAUGUUUUUGGAAAUAAAUCUUGUUUUAAAAUCUACACUUGUGAAAGUGCAAAUUUGACAAAAUAUUCUAAGUAUGACAAAGAGGAAGAGGUGCUGAUUCCUCCAUACGAGAAGUUUAAAGUCACUGCUGUCAACAAAAGAAAACAUCAGAAAGAUCUCUGGUGUGACACUGUGUUCACUUUAAAAAGCUCUGGUAAGAGAAGUGACCUGAACUGUGCUCUGUUCAAGAAACCAUCCAAGACCAUAACAAAGUACUAAGACUGACAAUGAAAGCAGGCCUGCAGAACCAAGGGCUUUAAAUUUAUGAAUUUAUAGUACACUAAUUCCAACAUUUGUCUGUCUUGGUUUAGCUCAACAAUUAUUUUCCAAAAAAAAAAAACAAAAAAAAAAAAACAACAACAACAAAAACCAAUUUAAAAAAAACAUGAUUUGUUUGCAUAAUUUCAACAAUGAAAUAAAGUUAUUUUCCAGUGACCCAAUUCAGCACCCUCAGAGUGAUUUUAUGUGUUUGUAAUUUAGUACUUCAUUUACACUUACUGUAAAUCUUUUCUUUUUUUUUUUGUAUCACCUCACUGAACAUUUUUAGUGCUUGCUAUUUAGCCGAC